UUAGAUAGGUCUCUUCGCUGUGUAAAUCGUAAAACGUAAUUUAAGGUUAUUAACAAAGUAUCGAGAAAUAAUUGUUAAAAUGUUAUCGCUAAUAAGACGUUAUGAAACCCAAAAUAUUAUAACGUCAUUAAAAAUCAUGAAACUUUCGUUAUCAUCUUCUGCGAGCAUCGAUGAUGAUAUAGAAUUUCGGGUAUUGAGAAUACUACCAAGUGAAAAGAAAGCUACAAACAAAAAGUUAGAAACAAACACAAUUGUGGAUAUAUUAACUAAAACUAGAAGUAAAGUAUCAGCUAAUCAAGAUUGGCAGACAACUUGGCCUGCUGCGCGAACAUUUCAUCCUGAUAUCGUACCAUUUCCUUUACUACAAGGAUAUAAAAAUAAGAAAGGUAUACAUCCUAACAAAUAUGCAAAUGCAGAGUUAUUGAAAAUUCCAAACUUCUUACAUCUUACUCCACCUGUUAUUAAAAAACAUUGCGAAGCAUUAAAAAAAUUUUGUACGAGAUGGCCAGAAGAAUUGGAAACAGAUGAAGCAUGUGUAAAAUACUUUCCUGUUGAAAUAAUUACAUCUGAUUAUUGUUAUUCUUCUCCUACAAUAAGAGAACCUCUUGCUAGAAUAGUUAAUUUGAGAGUAAGACUAUCCUCUUUGCAUUUAGAUGCUCAUGCUAAAGAUAAAUUACUUAGGUUAGUGGGUGAUAGGUAUAAUCCUAACACAGAUAUAAUAACAAUAACUGCAGACAGAUGUCCAAGUAGAAAACAGAAUUUAGAUUAUGUAAAGUACCUACUAACUGCAUUGUUUCAUAUAUCUUGGCGUUUUGAACCAUGGGAAACAGAAAAAUCUGAAGUAGAUAUGGAAUAUUAUGACUGGGAUAAAAGUAAAAGCAGAAAAUCUUUAACGUCCUUGUAUAGUUGGCCAAAAAUGCCAACUGAUCCCAACUAUGAAUACAUCCCACAUGCAACAGAAUAUAAAAUUGCAGUUUCUGAUUUAAUAAAUAAAGGAGAAGAUCAAUUUUCAAUCAAUAAAUACAGACAAGCUGUUAAAAAUGUGUUAAACCUAAAGUCUUAUGAUUUUAAAAAUAAGUAAAGAAAAGUAAAGAAUAAAUAAAUAAAAAUA
This is a messenger RNA of Bombus pyrosoma, 1111 nucleotides long. RefSeq names its product 28S ribosomal protein S35, mitochondrial (gene mRpS35). The transcript is spliced from 3 exons. Gene Ontology annotation, biological process: mitochondrial translation. NCBI's taxonomy places the organism in Eukaryota, Metazoa, Arthropoda, Insecta, Hymenoptera, Apidae. The record is from RefSeq and is a predicted model, not a curated record. Gene Ontology annotation, molecular function: structural constituent of ribosome. Gene Ontology annotation, cellular component: mitochondrial small ribosomal subunit. Bases 80 to 1081 code for a protein of 333 amino acids.